Mya arenaria is the source of this 3027-nucleotide messenger RNA. Its product is annotated as kinesin-like protein KIF3A. The record is from RefSeq and is a predicted model, not a curated record. Gene Ontology annotation, molecular function: microtubule binding; ATP binding; microtubule motor activity. The coding region runs from base 115 to 2199 and encodes 694 amino acids. The transcript has 17 exons. Gene Ontology annotation, biological process: microtubule-based movement. Lineage: Eukaryota; Metazoa; Mollusca; Bivalvia; Myida; Myidae.
UUUUUAACCAAUCAAAUGUCGUAUUUGUAGUGUCCGCGUUCACGUAAAUAUUUAUGUAGAAUACUCUUUGGGGAAGAAUACGAUCAAGACAAGAAAAUCAGAUUUAGGCAAACCAUGCCGGAGAAUGAAAAUGACUGUGUUAGAGUGUGUGUUCGAUGUCGACCCCUGAAUGAAAAAGAGAAAGGACAAGGCUUUGUUCAAGUUGUGCAUGUUGACACAGUGAGGAAAAAUAUCACAGUCAAGUCAAAAGAGAGUGCCAGAGGGGAACCACCAAAGACCUAUUCAUUUGACAAUGUGUACGCACCUGAUGCCAAACAAGUGGACAUCUACAAUGAGUCUGCCAGACCAAUUGUGGAUUUUGUGCUGGAAGGAUACAAUGGCACAAUCUUUGCGUAUGGCCAAACUGGUACGGGGAAAACAUUCACCAUGGAAGGGGUGAGAGCAGUGCCAGAACUCCGUGGUGUUAUACCUAACUCAUUUGCCCACAUCUUUGGUCAUAUUGCAAAAGCUGAGGGAGACACAAGGUUUUUAGUACGGGUAUCUUAUCUGGAAAUCUACAAUGAAGAUGUCAGAGAUCUCCUUGGGAAAGACCAAAAUCAAAGAUUGGAAGUGAAAGAAAGACCAGACAUUGGUGUGUAUGUUAAGGAUCUCUCUGCUUUUGUUGUCAACAAUGCUGAUGACAUGGACAGAAUUAUGACCCUCGGAAAUAAGAACAGAAUGACAGGAGCUACUAAUAUGAACAUGCACAGUUCCCGAUCACAUGCCAUCUUCACUGUUACCAUUGAGUGCAGCGAGAAAGGUCCGGAUGGGGAGCAACACUUCCGAGUGGGAAAACUACACUUGGUCGAUCUUGCUGGUUCAGAGAGGCAAGCUAAAACAGGAGCUACGGGCCAGCGGUUGAAGGAGGCAACCAAGAUCAACCUGUCUCUAUCCACCCUUGGUAACGUCAUAUCUGCUCUCGUGGACGGCAAGAGCUCACACAUCCCGUACAGGAACUCCAAACUCACCAGACUGCUGCAGGACUCCCUGGGUGGAAAUUCAAAAACCACUAUGAUUGCCAACAUAGGUCCGGCAGACUACAACUAUGACGAGUCAAUCAGCACGCUCCGCUACGCAAACCGUGCCAAGAACAUCCAGAACAAGGCAAAGAUCAAUGAGGAUCCAAAGGACGCCCUGCUCCGACAGUUCCAGAAGGAGAUUGAAGAGCUUCGCAAGCAGCUCGAGGAUGGUGGGACAGAUGAUGAAGGGGAGUCCGGUAGUGAUGAAGAGGUCUGGGAGGACGGAGUCAAGGUCCGACGCAAGAAGAAGAAGACGACCAAAAAAGCAAAACACAUCAGCAAGGAGAAGAUGGCGGAGAUUCAGGCCAAGAUUGCAUCUGAUCGUCGUAAGCUGCUGGAACAGAAGGAUAUGGCAGAGGAGGAGAAAAACAAGGUGCAGGAGGACCUCGAGAUGAAGGAGGAAGAACUCAAGAAAUUCCAGGAUGAGCAGGAUGCGUUGGCCCAGAAGCUGGCGGCUAUAGAGAAAAAGAUCAUCGUGGGCGGUGAGAAUCUGCUGGAGAAGGCUGAGGAGCAGGAGCGGCUACUGGAGGAGAGUGCCAUCGAGCUGGAGCAACGCAAAGAGAAGGAGGACCUUCUGCGCAAACAACUCCAGGAGAAGGAGCAAGAGAGUUUGGACAUCAUGGAGAAGUAUUCUAGUCUGCAAGAAGAGAUUACUGGGAAAACCAAAAAACUGAAGAAAGUCUGGACCAUGCUUAUGCAGGCAAAGUCUGAGAUAGCGGACUUGCAGCAGGAACACCAGCGGGAGAUGGAGGGACUACUGGAGAAUGUUCGCCAACUCUCUCGCGAACUCAAGCUACAGAUGCUCGUCAUUGACAACUUCAUACCACCUGAAUAUCAGGAGAUGAUAGAGCAGCACGUAGCGUGGAAUGAUGACAUUGGAGAGUGGCAGCUGAGGUGUGUGGCCUACACUGGUAACAACAUGCGCAAACAAACACCACAGCCAGACAAGGAAAAGGACAAGGGCCUGGAACCAGACCUGACAAAUGUUUACCUGGCGUACACAGCGGAGGGGGCACAGCAGGCCAUGAAACCGAAAUCCUCCAAGACUUCACGGCCCAAGUCUGGCAGACCCAAGUCUUCACGGCCUAAAUCUUCCAGAAAGAAGCGUAAGGAACAUGAGCUGAAUGAGAUCCUGCAGUGACUUUACCACGCGGCUGUGGCCCUUCUCCUGCUGGAUGUGUACCUGUACAUCUGCUGUCAACACCUCUCUUCACUUCUCUCCCACCCCGUCCCUGCCCCACCCCCUGGCCAGCAUGGGGGUAUACACCACACAUACUACCCUCAGGACCAGCAGUUAGACUCCUGGUUGCCUGAUUACUGGAGCUCACACAAACAUACAGGGAACCAGCAGGGAAAGCCCUGUGAUCUGAUCGCCGCUCUACCCAGAAUCUCUGUCGCUGUCAUGGCCUUCUUUAUCUUCAUAUUGUGGCUCACCUCAUUUCUUUUUAUACAUCUAUUUAUUUAAACUUAUAUCGAUGUAAUUUGAACAGCCAUUAAUUUGUGCUGUACAUGUGUAUAAGAACAUGUACAAAAUGUUGUUAAUUGAGGAAAUGAUCAACGUUUAUUCACCACAUAAUGUUGAUUCGCACUUAGCAGGAAAUGCAAUGCUUGACAAUUAAAAGUUGUUAUAAUAUAUGGUUGUGAGUUUGUUAUUAUCAAGUGACUUGUAUUUAGAAAAUUUUACAUCGGUAUUUAUUAAAUGAUUACUGGGCACACCCUUGUGUACUUUCUGAUCUGUUCCUGAUUAUUUUUUUAUUUACAUGUAGCAACUGUCUAAUGCACAUUCUUGUGUAUUGAUGUAUGGGUUUUGCUAGAACAUAAUGUCAUGAACCAUCCAUUUUCAUUUCUUUACAAAUGAUUUUGUCUACUUUAUUUAUUUAAAAAAUCUGUGAUAUUUUUGUUCGUAUUAUUUUUAAUAUCACGUAUAAACAAAAAUGAUUAUUUCAGAAAUAAAAGAAUUAUCUUCGAA